AUGCCUGGUGGUGCAGUCAUUUCCGCGCCUGCGGACACUCUGCGUGUCGAGGCCCCGGUCACCUUCAAGGCUUACUUGCUUUGUGCCUUUGCUGCUUUCGGUGGUAUCUUCUUCGGAUAUGACUCCGGUUAUAUCAGUGGUGUUUUGGGAAUGGAGAAAUUCAUUCGCCAGUAUGAGGGUCUUGACCCUGCUACCACCCCGGAGUCGCUUUUCGUCGUCCCUGCUUCCCGAAAGUCCUUGAUCGUCUCUAUUCUCUCUGCUGGUACCUUCUUCGGUGCUUUGAUUGCCGGUGACCUGGCUGAUUGGUUUGGUCGUCGGACUACCAUUAUCUCUGGCUGUCUUGUCUUCAUUAUUGGUGUUGUGCUGCAAACCGCCGCCAGCAGCCUGGGACUUCUGGUCGCGGGUCGUUUGAUUGCCGGAUUCGGUAUUGGUUUUGUCUCCGCUGUCAUCGUUCUCUAUAUGUCUGAGAUUGCACCCCGUAAGGUUCGUGGGGCCAUUGUCUCUGGCUACCAGUUCUGCAUCACUAUUGGAUUGAUGUUGGCAUCAUGCGUGGAUUACGGUACCCAAAACCGAACCGACACUGGCGCCUAUCGUAUCCCCAUUGCUCUCCAGAUGCUCUGGGCCAUCAUUCUCGCUAUUGGUCUCUUCCUGCUCCCCGAAUCCCCUCGCUUCUACAUUCGCAAGGGCCAGAUGGACAAGGCUCGCGAGGCUUUGGCUCGUAUCCGCGGUCAACCCGCAGAUUCUGAGUUUGUGGAGCUGGAACUGAAUGAAAUCGACGCCAACAACCAAUACGAGCUCCUGGCAAUCCCCCAGGGCGGCUACUUCACUAGUUGGUUCAACUGCUUCCGUGGCAGCCUGUGGCACCCCAACAGCAACAUUCGCCGCACUAUCUUGGGCACCUCGCUUCAGAUGAUGCAGCAGUGGACUGGUGUUAACUUCAUCUUUUACUUCGGAACUACUUUCUUCAAGCAGCUUGGAACAAUUCAGGAUCCUUUCUUGUUGAGCAUGAUCACCACCAUUGUUAAUGUCCUUUCCACCCCCCUAUCCUUCUAUGCCAUCGAGAAGUUCGGUCGUCGCCCUCUCCUUCUUUGGGGUGCCUUGGGAAUGGUCAUCUGCCAAUUCAUCGUCGCCAUCAUCGGUGUCACCGAUGGCAGCAACCCGAAGGCUGUCAGCGCGAUGAUCGCUUUCAUUUGCAUUUACAUCUUCUUCUUUGCCAGCACAUGGGGUCCCGGUGCUUGGGUUGUGAUCGGUGAAAUUUUCCCUCUGCCUAUCCGGUCUCGUGGUGUUGCGCUCUCCACAUCUUCCAACUGGCUCUGGAACUGCAUCAUCGCCGUUAUUACACCUUACAUGGUGGAUGCGGACAAGGGUAACCUCGGUGCCAAGGUCUUCUUUAUCUGGGGUGCGCUGUGCACCUGUGCCUUUAUUUACACCUACUUCCUCAUCCCUGAGACUAAGGGCCUCACCCUGGAGCAAGUCGACAAGAUGAUGGAGGAGACCACUCCUCGUACCUCAGCCAAGUGGAAGCCCCAUUCCACCUUUGCCGCCGAGAUUGGUAUGGUCGACGAGAAGGCUGGUGUUGCACCGACCGUCACCCAGCAGGAAGUCUAA
This is a messenger RNA of Penicillium soppii, 1608 nucleotides long. Its product is annotated as sugar porter family MFS transporter. The transcript is spliced from 3 exons. Gene Ontology annotation, biological process: transmembrane transport; carbohydrate transport. The coding region runs from base 1 to 1608 and encodes 535 amino acids. Gene Ontology annotation, cellular component: membrane. Gene Ontology annotation, molecular function: carbohydrate:proton symporter activity. The record is from RefSeq and is a predicted model, not a curated record. Lineage: Eukaryota; Fungi; Ascomycota; Eurotiomycetes; Eurotiales; Aspergillaceae.